This is a messenger RNA of Lycium ferocissimum, 1747 nucleotides long. Its product is annotated as putative UDP-rhamnose:rhamnosyltransferase 1. The coding region runs from base 73 to 1503 and encodes 476 amino acids. Gene Ontology annotation, molecular function: UDP-glycosyltransferase activity. NCBI's taxonomy places the organism in Eukaryota, Viridiplantae, Streptophyta, Magnoliopsida, Solanales, Solanaceae. The transcript has 2 exons. The record is from RefSeq and is a predicted model, not a curated record.
UAUAUAGGGGUAUUUAUCCCUUACCAAACACUUCAGGAAAACAUUAAGUAAUAAAAAACUCAUAAAGAGAAGAUGAACAAAAAUAGCGUUCACGUUGUAAUGGUUCCAUGGUUAGCAUUUGGUCACUUGAACCCAUUUUUACAACUCUCCAUAGCCUUAGCUAAAGAAGGAGUUCAUGUCUCUUUCAUUUCCACUCCCCGAAACAUUAGGAGACUUCCUAAAGUUCCUCCCAACUUAGCACCACUAGUAAAUCUUGUGGAGUUUCCACUUGCAAAACUCGAUAACAGCCCGUUGCCCGUUGAUGCUGAGGCUAGCGUAGACAUUCUUCCUGAUCAAAAUUUCUAUUUGAAAAAAGCUUAUGAUCUCCUUCAAGAACCCAUCAAACACUUCAUUGCUGAUAAAAAACCUAAUUGGAUUAUCGCGGAUUUCACGCCUGACUGGGUGGCUGAUAUCGCGCGAGAACUUGACAUCCCCCUCCUUAAGUUCAGUGUCUUCACUGCUGCUUCACAGGUCUUCUACGGGCUCCCAAAACCUAGAGGUGGGGAGUCCCUAGUACAAACCGGAUCGCAGCCAUUGCAUGAACUUUUGACAUCACCACCACCAUGGGUGAACUUCCCAUCUAGGGUUGCUUUUCGGAAACGCGAAGCUCUAGAACUAGUUUCUUUUUUCCGUGCAGAGAAUUGUUCGCGCGAAACUUUAGUGGGACAUAAUUUCGCAAUUGAAGACGCAUGUAGAGCUAUGGCUAUACGUACUUGCCCUGAAUUUGAAGGUGAUUAUGUAGAGACGUAUAAAAAACUCUUUAAAAAGCCACUGAUUCCGAUCGGAUUGCUACCACCAGAAGAAUUACCGGCGGAUGAAAGAACUCUUACUUGUCAGCCAUAUUGGGAGAAGAUGUCCAAAUGGCUCGACGAACAAAAAUCAAGAUCAGUUGUGUUUGUGGGAUUCGGCAGUGAAUGUAAACUUAGCAAGAAUCAAAUAUAUGAAAUAGCAAACGGACUACAAAUCUCAGGACUACCGUUUCUUUGGAUACUACAGAAGCCCCAUUGGGCUUUAAACGACAGUGAUGCUUUGCCGUCAGGUUUUGUUGCCGAAACGGUGGAGAGAGGGUUGGUGAACAUUGGUUGGGCACCACAGAAGGAAAUUCUUGCACAUCCGUCUAUUGGAGGAUCCCUCUUUCAUGCCGGAUGGGGUUCAGCCAUUGAAACUUUACAGCUUGGUCAUGUUCUUGUGGUGUUGCCUUUUGUUUUCGACCAGGGAUUGAAUGCAAGAUUGUUAGUAGAAAAAGGUGUGGCGAUUGAAGUGAAGAGGAGCGAAGAAGAUGGAUCGUUUAGUGGAAAUGACAUAGCAAUGUCAUUAAGAGAAGCGAUGGUUUUAAAGGAAGGAGAAGAGCUUAGAGCUCGAGCAAGAAAGGUUGCUGCUAUUUUUGGAGAUCGGAAGCUUCAUGACUCCUACGUCAAAAACGUUGUUGAGUAUCUGAAAAGUAAUGGUGAAAUGAAGGUUUAGUCACCAACCAACAAACUAAUGAGUCUUUAUUUCCAUUAUUAGGUACAUAGCAUUUAUGCUAUCUAGGUGCAUGUCGUUAAUUAAGUUUUUAUAGUGGCUAAGUUCAUAGUGUAUUUGGGAAUGUAUCGAAUAAGUGUGAGUGAACAAGUGUCCAUUCGGAACCGGUAAAACCUCUCCUUGUAAUGUGUUUUGUACGAGUAGAGUUUCUGAUGAAGUGAGCUGUCUAUCACCCUUUUGUCUCGUA